This is a messenger RNA of Acanthopagrus latus (yellowfin seabream), 3974 nucleotides long. Its product is annotated as myosin-16. The record is from RefSeq and is a predicted model, not a curated record. Bases 38 to 3397 code for a protein of 1119 amino acids. Gene Ontology annotation, cellular component: myosin complex. Lineage: Eukaryota; Metazoa; Chordata; Actinopteri; Spariformes; Sparidae. The transcript is spliced from 23 exons.
UGGGUGAAGACAGAAUGGGCGUCUGUGAGCUGUGAGGAUGGAGAAGAGAGUGUGUGUGAUCCAGACUGACUUCCACCAGUACAGACCCAACAUCGCUCUGCACAGACGACCUGUGGCUCAUGAGCAGGAGAGUGCCCAGGCGUCUGAGCAGCACUGUGUCCAGCUGGAGAAGGUCCGGCGUGAGCUGGAGCAGCAGCUUUCAAGCCUGUCAGACCGUCUGCAGGAGGAGGAAGCCUGCUCAUCCCAGCUGUCCAUCCACAGGGACAGGCUGGAGGUCGAGUGCAGCAGCCUCAGAAGAGACCUGGAUGAACUGGAGAGUGCCCUGACUGUGGCUGAGCAGGCAAAACAGUCAUCAGACGGUCAGGUACGGAAGCUGUCAGAGCAGCUUUUUCAGAAGGACGAGGUGGUGCAGAGGCUGCAGAAGGAGAAGGAGCAUCUGGUGGAGCUCAGCCAGCAGGCCAUUGAGGACCUGCAGUGUGAAGAGGAGAAGGUGAACCUGCUGACCAAAGAGAAAACCAAGUUACAGCUGCAAGCUGAAGAUUUGGAGUACCGACUGGAGCAGGAGCGCCGUCAGUGUGGUGAGCUGGAGAAGAGCAGGAGGAAACUGGAGGGUGACAGCAGAUCCACACAGGAGAGCCUGGGAAAAAUGGAGAAGAAUAGGAGUGGGCUGGAAGACCUCCUCAAAAGGAAGGACCUGGAGAUCAGCAGCACCAGCUCCAAGCUAGAAGCAGAGGAGGCCCUCAACCUUGGACUGCAGAGGAAGAACCAUGAGAUGCAGGCCCGCAUCGAGGAGCUGGAGGAGGAGCUGGAAGCGGAGCGGGCCAUGAGAGCCAAGGUUGAGAAGCAGAGAGCAGAUCUGACCAGAGAACUGGAUGAUCUCACCGACCGAUUGGAGGAGGCCGGAGGUUUCACCGCCUCACAGAUGGAGAUGAACAAGAAGCGGGAGGCGGAGCUGCAGCGUCUGAGGCGAGACCUGGAGGAGUCCUCCGUGCAGUCGGAGGCGCUGGCUGCCGCUCUGAGGAAGCGUCACGGUGACGCCAUGGCCGAGCUGAGCGAGCAGUGCGAGGCCCUGCAGCGGGUCAGGGCCAAACUGGAGAAGGAAAAGCAGAACCUGAGGAUGGAGGUGGACGAGCUGGCCGCGUCUUUGGACAAUCUGCAGAAAGCCAAGAUGUCUUCAGACGGCCAGAUGAAGAAACUGGAGGAGCAGCUGUCAGAGGCCAACAGGAGAGGAGACGACCUGCAGAGGGCGCUGACGGAGCUCAGCGUAGCCAAGAACAGACUCACAGCCGAUAAUGCGGACGUGAGCCGACAGAUGGAGGAGGCAGAGAGCAGAGCGAGCCAGCUGAGCCGCUCCAAGACUCUGCUCCAAUCACAGCUGGAAGAGCUGAAGAAACAACUGGACGAGGAGGUCAAGUGUAAGCAGGCAGUCGGCAGCAGCCUGAGCUCAGCGCGGCAGGAGUGCGAGGUGCUGAAGGAGCAGCUGGACGAGGAGCAAGAGAGCAAACAGGAGCUGCAGCGCCUCGUCUCCAAACUCAACAGCGAGGUGACGCACUGGAGGAGCAAGCACGAGUCCGACGCCAUCCAGCACGCUGACGAGCUGGAGGACACCAAGAAGAAGCUGGCGACCAGGCUGCAGGAGGCUGAGGAGGCCGUGGAGGCCACCCAGGCGAAAUGCUCCUCGCUGGAGAAAACCAAACAGAGGCUGCAGGGAGAGGUGGAGGAGCUCUGCAUGGACCUGGAGAAGGCCAGCAGCUGCGGUCAGGCUCUGGACAAGAAGCAGCGGGUCCUGGAGAAGCAGCUCGGAGACUGGAGGCAGAAGUGCGAGGAGCUGGUGGCCGAGGUGGAGGGCUGCCAGAAGGAGAGCAGGCAACACGCCGGCGAGCUCUUCAAGGUCAAGACGGCCCACGAAGAGUCUCUGGAGCAGCUGGAGGCCCUCCGCAGGGAGAACAAGGUCUACCAGGAGGAGAUAGCGGACCUCACAGACCAGCUCUCAGAUGGGGGCAAAAGUGUCCACGAGCUCCAGAAGGCAAAGAAGAAGAUCGAGAUGGAGAAGGAAGAGUUACAGGCCUCACUGGAGGAGUCAGAGGCAGCUCUGGAGGCUGAGGAGACCAAGGUGCUGAGGCUGCAGCUGGAGCUGUCUCAGGCCAAAGGAGACCUGGAGCGCAGACUGCAGGAGAAGGAGGAGGAGGCAGAAGCCACGAGAAAAAGCCACCAGAGGGCGCUGGAGUCCUUGCAGGCCAGUCUGGACGCGGAGGUGAGAGGCAAAGCGGACGGACUGAAGCUGAAGAAGAAGCUGGAGGCUGACGUCAACGAGCUGGAGCUGCAGGUGGACCUGCUGACCAAGAGCAAUGCCGAGCUCAGCAAGAACAGCAAGAAGAUGCAGCAGCAGAUUAAGGAGCUGCAGGCUCAGCUGGAGGAGGAGGUGCGGAGUCACGAUGAGUGCAGGGAGGAGCAGGCAGCCAUGGAGCGACGCUGCGCCCUGCUGGCCGGAGAGGGGCAGGAGGCUCGCGCUGCCCUGGAGAACGCCGAGAGGAGCCGCAAGGCCCUGGAGACCGAGCUCCAGGAGGCCAACGAGAAAUACGGCGACCUCAACAACCAGUUCCAGACGGCUCUGAGUGGGCGGAGGAAGCUGGAGGUGGACCUCCAGACCCUGCAGCAGGAGCAUGAGGAGCUGCAAGGGGAGCUGAGGAAAUCCACGGACAAGACCAAGAAGGCCAGCUGUGAGUUGGCGCGGGUCGGGGAGGAGCUGCGCCUGGAGCAGGAGCACACCCUCCACCUGGAGAGGGCGAAGAAAGGCCUGGAGGCUCAGAUCAAAGACAUGGGCGGCAGGCUGGACGAGGCCGAGCAGAUGGCUCUGAAGGGAGGCAAGAAGAUCAUCCAGAAGUUAGAGGGAAAGGUGAAGGAGGUGGAGCUGGAGUUGGACUCGGAGCAGAAGAGGCACGCCGAGACGGUGAAGACCCUGCGGAAGAACGAGCGUCGGCUGAAGGAGCUGCUGUUCCAGUCGGAGGAGGACCAAAAGAACCAGCAGAGGAUGCAGGAGCUGGUGGAGAGGCUGCAGAACAAAAUGAAGGCCUACAAGAGACAAGUGGAGGAGGCCGAGGAGCAAGCCAACAUGAACUUGGCGAAGUACAGGAAGACCGUCCACGAGCUGGAUGACGCCGAGGAGCGAGCUGACAUAGCCGAGUCAGCGCUCACCAAGAUCAGGACCAAGAACAGAGGCAGCUUUGGCAAGGGACACUCCUCUGGUUACAGCACUCCGUACCGCAGCCUGGUCAGGUCCCCCAGCUCCGUGGGCUCCGAGGGCCGAGGGGAGAAGAUCCUCACUGAUGACAACGAGUCCGUCAGCUCCCUCAUCCCGGCUUACCUCGACUCCCUCAAGAAGCUCAUGAUCGACUAGAAACACGCCGGCGACAGCUCCGACGCUCUCCGGGUGGAACAUCGAUGCGGGCUCCGAUGCGUCUUACAGGAGUGAACGUGAUCCAGAAUGAAGAUCGAAACAUCAGAGAGGCUGAAACUGCGGUCUGACAACGCAUUCAGGUCGUGUUGACUGGACAUUCCUAUUGGAUUUUUCCUACAAUGUACUCAUUCCUUCCUGUCUUUUGUAGUCUGUAAGAUCACAACUUUAAUAACACACUCCAGCUUUAAUAACACACACUUUGUAUCCACUUCAUAAUGUUAAAUUUGAAUGUACAAACACAUCUAAAACUGGACUGUAAGUGCUCUUAAAUCCCACAUAGGUAACACUUUAUUACAACCACCAGUUAGAAGUCAUUUAUAAGCUGGUUUCAGUCAUUUUGGGACGUUUGUAUUGGCAGAUUAACAUCACAGAGAGGCUACAUUAGAAAUUAAAGCUUGUUAAAUAAAGUAAGACAGUCUGAUGAUAUAGUCUGCUGUUAGAGACGCUACCAAGCUUGAAGAUGUGAGAGUUCCUACUGUCUAUUGUAGUGCAUCAAUAAAUUACAUAUAUACAUAUA